Molecule: messenger RNA, 1147 nt
Organism: Priapulus caudatus
Lineage: Eukaryota; Metazoa; Priapulida; Priapulimorpha; Priapulimorphida; Priapulidae
Product: metabotropic glutamate receptor 3-like
Exons: 1
Biological process (GO): G protein-coupled glutamate receptor signaling pathway; regulation of synaptic transmission, glutamatergic
Cellular component (GO): membrane
Molecular function (GO): group II metabotropic glutamate receptor activity
Source: RefSeq, a predicted model, not a curated record
CAUCGUCUGGAAGCGAUGAUGUUCGCAGUCGACCACAUCAACUCUGAUCGCUCCCUGCUGCCCCGCGUCCGUCUGGGUGCAGAGAUACUCGACACGUGCGCACGGGACACGUACGCUCUCAACCAAUCCCUCGAGUUCGUUCGCGCAUCCUUCAGCAACCUGGACGCAUCCGAAUUCGAAUGUCAGGACGGGUCGGAACCGACGCCGAAAUCAGACCAGAGGGCCGUCGCCGGCGUCAUCGGCGGAUCCGGAAGUGACGUGUCCAUCCACGUCGCCAACCUACUCCGGUUGUUUAAAAUCCCUCAGAUCAGCUACGCUUCCACGAGCGCAGCCCUGAGCGAUAAAACUCGAUUCGAUUACUUCGCUAGGACAGUCCCGCCUGACACCUUCCAGGCGAAAGCCAUGGCGGACAUCGUAGAACUAUUCAACUGGACCUACGUGUCCACGAUUGCUUCCGAGGGAGACUACGGACAGGCGGGGAUAGAUUCGUUCGUGCAGGAAGCGCGCGCGAGGAAUAUCUGCGUGGCGACGUCGGAAAAAAUCCCGACGUCGUCGAACAAUGCGACGUUCGACGCGAUCGUGAAAAGUCUCCGAAAGAAAGCGAACGCUAAAGGCGUCAUCAUGUUCACUCGAAUGGAGGACUCGCGUGCCUUCAUGGAGUCCCUCGGGCGCAUGAGCGCGCGACAGGAAUUCACCCUGAUAGCCAGUGACGCAUGGGGCAACCAACAAGGCGUCGUAGAUGGUUUACGCGCACGGGCGGCAGAGGGCGCUAUAACUAUCAAUCCGAAAUCGGAAGUCGUGGCGGAAUUCGACGAUUAUCUUUUCUCGUUGCGGCCGCGAAACAACUCGCGGAAUCCGUGGUUCGACGAAUUCUGGCAGCACAAGUUCAGUUGUCGGCUUUCGAGAGCCGACGACGUCGCGAAUUCGUCGCUGCCGACGUGCGACCCUCGUCUGACACUCAAUGGCGACAAUACUAAACAGGACAAUAAAGUGCAGUUUGUCAUCGACGCGGUCUAUGCGAUGGCGCAUGCCCUGCAUAACAUGCAUAGGGACCUUUGUCCGCGCGAUGCUGGCUUGUGUCAACGCAUGAAGAAGAUAGAUGGACACCUGUUGUACAAUCAGUACAUACUCAACGUCUCCUUCCUAG